Molecule: messenger RNA, 978 nt
Organism: Penicillium brevicompactum
Lineage: Eukaryota; Fungi; Ascomycota; Eurotiomycetes; Eurotiales; Aspergillaceae
Exons: 3
Coding region: 1-978 (325 amino acids)
Source: RefSeq, a predicted model, not a curated record
AUGGAAAUCCAUAUCCUGCCAGGAAACUCGUCUAUCCCCUCACAGCUACCAAGCGUUCCAAUACGGUCGCCCAUUGAGAUUAUCAAUAAUUUCCGCAUGGUGUAUGAUCAGAAACAGAUUGAGACCUUUCAGAAUUUGUUGGACUCACUUGUCUCAGACGACAAAUUCGACAUACUUGAUUUGGAUACAAUCAUGAUAGAUGCGGUUAGACAUGAUGAUGCGCAAUUCGUCGAGGCGCUUCUUUUCCAUGGGCUACCCUUGCAUUCUGAUUACUCUUUAGCAGCAGCGAAGUCAAAGGCAAAGAAUGUCCUCGAAGCGCUUUUUAAGAACGGCUGGAAUGUCAAUAAGUCAAUAAGUGACGCACAGCCCCCGGUACUUGGAAAUGGAGCUGAUCCAAAUCAAAAAUGUCUGAUUGACUUGACACCACUUUCUUAUGCUGUUCACUACGCACCUAUCUCAAAUAUCAAACUCUUCCUUGGCAAUGGAGGCAACACACAGCAAGGACAGCUUCUAUUCCACGCGCUGGAUAGGGAGUCUGAAGUGUUUGAGGUCUUAACACUUCUUCUUAAGGCAGGUGCUCCUUUGAAUGCGACGAUGUAUCAGAAUCAUCCCUUCUCUUGGUCUCUGGCCCAAGACACAAUCCAGCAUGCCGUUGAUCGGCUUCAGGCUGCCGCCCUUGCAAUACCGAAAAUUUGUGCGCUUUCUGGAACACCCGGCGUAUCAAUCGGGGUGCUUCACCACAAUCAAGUCAUAUACACUCAAGGCUUCGGUUAUCGCGAUGUCGAAGCAAAGCUACCGCCUGAUGAGCAGACAGUUUACCACAUCGCCUCAUUGUCCAAAGCUGUGACCUCAGCCGCGUUCGGAAUACUUGUCGAAGAAGAGAAAAUCGACUGGGACACUCCUGUCAAGACCAUUCUUCCGGAGUUCGAUCAUCCCAAUCGAACGGUCCGAGAAGAGCUCAAUAUCGCCGAUUUGUAA